This is a messenger RNA of Guillardia theta CCMP2712, 654 nucleotides long. RefSeq lists its product as hypothetical. Lineage: Eukaryota; Cryptophyceae; Pyrenomonadales; Geminigeraceae. Gene Ontology annotation, molecular function: protein binding. The record is from RefSeq and is a predicted model, not a curated record. The transcript has a single exon. The annotation marks the transcript as partial.
GAGGAAGGGAUCAUGUACAUUCGAGAAGUCUUUCCUUACAUGCCGUCGCUGGUGCAUCUCGACGUCAGAGGGAACAAGAUCGGGGCUGAGGGCUGCAGGCACUUGAGUGACAUCCUGCGCCAUCUCGUUAACCUUGAGUUCCUCUCCGUCUUCAACAACCAGGUCUGUGACGCCGGGCUGACUCUGCUGACCGACGCUCUCCAUCACGUCAGAGGGCUGAAGACGCUCGAGCUAGGAGGCAACAAUAUCCGCAAGGACGGGGCUCAGCGGCUGGGGGAGUAUCUUGCGUGCAAGCCUACCCUAGUGUCGUUGGAGAUGGGGUGCAACCAUGUGGGGAACGAGGGGGCGACGAGCCUGGGCCGGGCCCUUGCCCUCAACACGCGCCUUGAGCACCUGAGGAUCUGCAACAACAACAUAGGGAGCGAAGGCUGCUUCUUCCUAGCCCGGAGCAUGAAGUCCACCCCGAACCUCGAGGCCCUCUACUUGGGUUUCAACGAGAUUGGCGACGAGGGCGCUGGGCACGUGGCCGAGUGUUUCGUCUGCCUCCCCAGGCUCAGGCACGUGGAUCUUUACAACAACGGUAUCGGGCAGGAGGGCGUGACGCGCAUCGCAAGAAACCUGCGGCACCUGCGGCACCUGGAGCAGCUGCGACUC